Penicillium diatomitis is the source of this 1806-nucleotide messenger RNA. Its product is annotated as CRAL-TRIO domain-containing protein. NCBI's taxonomy places the organism in Eukaryota, Fungi, Ascomycota, Eurotiomycetes, Eurotiales, Aspergillaceae. The record is from RefSeq and is a predicted model, not a curated record. The coding region runs from base 1 to 1806 and encodes 601 amino acids. The transcript has 4 exons.
AUGCGGGCCUGCUCCGUCCUGCGCCGCAUUGCACCCUCGGCCAAAUCCUGUUCAGACUAUUGUCAUCGCAGUGUCUUCCCCUGUACAACGCCUCUAGAAAGGAGCGCUCGGAUCGCUCGCUCAUACGCCCGUCAGUUCCAGCCCGACUCGACUCCUCGCGUGCGCUCUUACUCCACGCGGUCGCUUCCACGAGACGAAUCAAGACAGGCCUCUUCACUGUGGUCCAUUACAUUCACCAUCAUCACUGUUGGCGGAGGUGCCUGGAUCUAUAACAACUAUUUCAACUCCCCUGCGCCGAUCUCACCGGAGAUUCUUCGACCUUCUCAAUCGCAAAACGUCUCCUUCCUCGGUGUAAUCGAUACUCUGUCCACGAUGCCUAUCGAACCGGCUCCCGGUACCGUCGGGACUCUGACUCCCGAGCAGGAACUCAAGCUACAGGAAUUUUGGGUCUUGACGCUCAAGGUCUUUGGCGUCCCCGUGGAAGGUCUUGAUGCCAAGUCCGCCGAUACCACUCCCAAGAGCGAGACCGAUGGAGGCCAGGACAAAAAGAAGGCCACCUCGAGCAAGCGUCGUGGCUGGUCGCUCUUCAGCAAGGGCAACGCAGAGGAGGAGGAGGACACGAAGAGCAACCACUCGUCAUCCGCCGACGUCACGUCCAGCCUGGCCUCUAUCAGCAUCAACGAUGGUGACGACAAGCACGGGCAGUCCAAGGAGUUCCAACAAGCCCUGGUCGAGAUGCAGCCGGAAGAGAUCCGCACAGCCUUCUGGAACAUGGUGAAGCAGGAUCACCCCGAUGCGCUGUUGCUGCGAUUCCUGCGCGCGCGCAAGUGGGACGUUAAAAAGGCCCUGAUCAUGAUGAUCUCGACCAUGCGCUGGCGUCUGCAGGAGGUUCAUGUCGACGACGACAUUAUGGCCAACGGCGAGGCGGAAGCGCUGGAGCUGGCGUCGAGUGCGGAUCCCGCCAAGAAGAAGAAGGGCGAGGACUUUUUGAAGCAGAUGCGUAUGGGCAAGAGUUAUCUGCACGGUUGCGAUAAGCGCGGCCGGCCGAUCUGUGUCGUACGAGCGCGGCUGCACAAGGCCUCGGACCAAGAGGUGGACACGUUGGAACGGUUCACGGUGUAUACGAUCGAGACGGCGCGGCUUUUGCUUGCACCACCCGUGGAGACGGCGACUAUUAUCUUUGACAUGACCGGCUUCACACUAGCGAACAUGGAUUACACCCCUGUCAAGUUCAUGAUCAAAUGUUUCGAAGCCAACUAUCCCGAGUCUCUCGGUUCAGUCCUAAUCCACAAGGCACCGUGGAUUUUCUCAAGCAUCUGGAGUGUUAUCAAGGGUUGGCUCGAUCCCGUUGUCGCCGCCAAGAUUCACUUCACCAAGAAUCGUCAAGACCUGGAAGAGUUCAUUGCACCGAGUCAGAUCAUGAAGGAACUUGACGGAGACGAAAACUGGGAGUACAACUACGUCGAAGUUCAAGAGGGCGAAAAUGCCAAACUCAAGGACACCGAAACCCGCGACAAGCUGCUCUCUGAGCGUCAAGUCCUCGCCAAGGACAUUCAAGACGUCACCAUGGAGUGGCUGCGCGCCAGCUCCCACAAGGAUACCAGUGCUAUCGCGGCCGUCAAGGGGAAGCGCGAUGAUCUGAUUGCGCAGCUGCGUGAGCAAUACUGGGUUCUGGAUCCGUACAUUCGUGCUCGGUCGCUGUACGACCGACUCGAUAUUGUCCAAGGUGAUGGCAAGAUUGAGUUUUACCCUGAAAGUGUAAAGAACGGCCGUGGUAAUGCUGCUGCGGAAACCCCUUCCGCUUGA